AUGAGGAAACCACAGCCGCGCACCAUUGAUAUAUUUGCACUACAGUGUGGAAGCUGCAAAAAGUGGAGGGUGAUACCUACACAAGAAGAGUUUGAGGACAUCAGAAGCACAUUCAUAGAGAACCCAUUUUUCUGCAACAAGAAACCUGGUGUUUCUUGUGAUGAUCCUACUGAUAUAGAAUAUGACUCCACAAGAACUUGGGUCAUGGACAAGCCAAACUUACCAAAAACCCCAGAGGGGUUUCAAAGAAAAUUAAAUCUCAGAAAAGAUUUCUCUAAGUUGGAUGCUACCUAUAUCACUCCAACUGGGAAGAAAGUGAGAUCAUCUACAGAAAUAUCACAAUUCCUGAAGGAAAACCCGGAGUACAAAGAUUUGUCUGUUUCAGACUUCAGUUUUACUUCUCCAAAAGUAAUGCAGGAUACCAUUCCUGAUGAUCUUAAGAUGAAGGGCUCAGCUAGUGGUGGAAAAAGAAUUAAAUUGUCUAAGGAAGAUGAUGUUUGA
Molecule: messenger RNA, 501 nt
Organism: Ilex paraguariensis (yerba mate)
Lineage: Eukaryota; Viridiplantae; Streptophyta; Magnoliopsida; Aquifoliales; Aquifoliaceae
Source: the annotation of a GenBank genome assembly